AUUACAGUAUGUGAUAUGAUAUAGGAAUUAUAUAAUAUAUAUUUUCCCUAACCUGUCCUGGGAUAAAGGAUUUUGUAUUCUACUUCCUCUUGGCUCCUCUACCUCAGAACAUGUGAAAAGCCUGAGGUUGCCACCCAGUCAGGGAAACAGAAUGUGUCAUCACACCGCUCCUCACUCUUGCCAGCUCUCAGAGCGGGUUCGUGAUAAUUAACAUUACCAAGGAGAAAUGGAAACCUGAUGGGUUGGAUUAAUAUGUGCCCCCAUGAGAGAUCUAAUCCUCAUUAUAUUCCUCUCUAUAAUCUAGUUGGAGUAGAGUGGAGAUAGUUACUGUCAUGUAGAACCAAUUAUAGUACGGACUUAUAGCCAGUCUUUACUCCAUAGAAUACAUGAAUUUCAUCAUGGAGAAACAACCCCUAGCCCACCUACCCUCUAGGCACUUGGGUAGAUCUGAAAGGAUGGGGUCUGGAUCUAUACUGAACAAAAAUGUAAACGCAACAGGCAAUGAUUUUACUGAAUUACAGUUCAUAUAAGGAAUAUCAGUCAAUUCAUAUCAGUCAAUUUAAAUAAAUUAAUACGGCCCUAUGGAUAUCAUGACUGGCUGGGCCUUCCCAAUCAGAAUGAGUUUUUCACCACAAAAGGGCUUUCUUACAGACAGAAAUACUCCUCAGUUUAAUCAGCUGUCUGGGAGUCUGGAUCCCGCAGGUGAAGAAGCCACAUGUGCAGGUCUUGGGCUGGCGUGGUUGUGAGGCCGGUUGGACGUAGUGCCAAAUUCUCUAAAACAACAUUGGAGGUGGCUUAUGGUAGAGAAAUGAACAUAAACGUAUCUGCCAACAGCUCUGAUGUACAGUUGAAGUCUGAAGUUUAUAUACACUUAGGUUGGAGUCACUAAAACUAUUCUUUUCAACCACUCCACAAAUUUCUUGUUAACAAACUAUAGUUUUGGCAAGUCAUCUACUUUGCGCGACAAGUAGUUUUUACAACUAUUGUUAACAGACAGAUUAUUUCACUUACAAUUCACUGUAUCACAAUUACCGUGGGUCAGAAGUUUACAUACACUGAGUUGACUGUGCCUUUAAACAGCUUGGAAAAUUCCAGAAAAUUAUGUCAUGGCUUUAGAAGCUUCUGAUAGGCUAAUUGACAUCAUUUGAGUCAAUUGGAGGUGUACUUGUGGAUGUAUUUCAAGGCCUACCUUCAAACGCAGUGCCUCUUUGCUUGACAUAAUGGGAAAAUCAAAAGAAAUCAGUCCUCAGGAAAAAAUAAUACCUCAGGAAAAAAACGCCUGAAGGUACCAAGUUCAUCUCUACAAACAAUAGUACACAAGUAUAAUCACCAUGGGAUCACGCAGCCGUCAUACCGCUCAGGAAGGAGACACGUUCUGUCUCAGAGAUGAACAUAGUUUGGUGGAAAAGUGCACAUAAAUCCCAGAACAACAGCAAAGGACCUUGUGAAGACGCUGGAGGAAACAGGUACAAAAGUAUCUAACCACAGUAAAACAAGUCCUAUAUUCACACAACCUGAAAGGCCACUCAGCAAGGAAGAAGCCACUGCUCCAAAACUGCCAUAAAAAAGCCAGACUACGGUUCUAACUGCACAUGAGGACGAAGAUCGUACUUUUGGAGAAAUGUCCUCUGGUCUGAUAAAACAAAAAUAGAACUGUUUGGCCAUAAUGACCAUUGUUAUGUUUGGAGGAAAAAGGGGGGAGGCUUGCAAGCCGAAGCACACCAUCCUAACCGUGAAGCACGGGGGUGGCAGCAUCAUGUUGUGGGGGUGCUUUGCUGCAGGAGGGACUGGUGUACUUCACAAAAUAGAUGGCAUCAUGAGGUAGGAAAAUGUGGAUAUAUUGAAACAACAUCUCAAGACAUUUAACUUCCUGUCCUCAAGACAGGAAGUUAAAGCUUGGUUGCAAAUGGGUCUUCCGAAUGGACAAUGACCCCAAGCAUACUUCCAAAGUUGUGGCAAAAUGGCAACAAAGUCAAGGUAUUGGAGUGGCCAUCACAAAGCCCUGACCUCAAUCCUAUAGAAAAUUUGUGGGCAGAACUGAAAAAGCGUGUGCGAGCAAGGAGGCCUACAAACGUGACUCAGUUACACCAGCUCUGUCAGGAGGAAUGGGCCAAAAUUCACCCAACUUAUUGUGGAAAGAUUGUGGAAGAUUACUGAAACGUUUGACCCAAGUUAAACAAUUUCAAUGCAAUACUACCAAAUACUAAUUGAGUGUAUGUAAACUUCUGACCCACUGGGAAUGUGACAAAAGCAAUAAAAGCUGAAAUAAAUCAUUCUCUCUACUAUUAUUCUGACAUUUCAUAUUCUUAAAAUAAAGUGGUGAUCCUAACUGACCUAAGACAGGGCAUUUUUACUAGGAUUAAAUGUCAGGAAUUGUGAAAAACUGAGUUUAAAUGUAUUUGGCUAAGGUGUAUGUAAACUUCCGACUUCAACUGUACAUUCCUGCAGACAGGUGCCAACUGCAGUCUCCCUUAACUUGAGACAUAUGUGGCAUUGAUCAUGCUGUUUAAUCAACUUCUUGAUAUGCCACACUUGUCAGGUGGAUGGAUUUUCUUGGCAAAGGAGAAAUGCUCACUAACAGGGAUGUAAACAGAUUUGUGUACAACAUUUGAGAGAAAUAAGCUUUUUGUGCCUAAAAGGGGAUCAAUACUUUACAUGUAGCAUUGAUAUUUCUGUUCAGUAUAAUAUGGCCAAACAUCCUAGCCUAUUAGGUGGCAUGGAGAAGAUUCUACCAUGUUGGUUAUACCUAUCCAAUUCUCCCAGGGCUGAAUCUCAAUAGUCUAAUGUGGCUUCCUCCCAGGGCUGAGUCUCUAUAGUCUAAUGUGGCUUCCUCCCAGGGCUGAGUCUCUAUAGUCUGAAGUGGAUAUCUCCUCUCCAUCUGCACUGAUCUGAACACUACAGGAUAGGUCAAAGCAGUAUGGCGGAUGCCUUCUGGGAUUUUGUUUCCUCUGUCCAGCUCUUUUACGUUAGUGCAGAAGAAAGGAGACAGCAGAUGCAAAUGAGCUGUUAGUUAAAUCUGGUGAAACACAUUUCUCACUAUACUGACACUUGUGUUUUUGUUGAACAUUGUCUAAUGUUGGCGUCUAAUAAUGACAACUAAAGUGGGAAAGGGGGUAGCUAGUCAAAGUGAAUGAGACCAACAUUACAGGCCUGCUACCCAGGCUAUGAUUGAGAGGGGCUAAAUUAUACAAAGAUAGGGUGAUCUAUUUUUUUUAUUUUUUUUUUAUCCCCUUUUCCCCCCAAUUUUUCGUGGUAUCCAAUCGCUAGUAAUUACUAUCUUGUCUCAUCGCUACAACUCCCGUACGGGCUCGGGAGAGACGAAGGUCGAAAGUCAUGCGUCCUCCGAAGCACAACCCAACCAAGCCGCACUGCUUCUUUAACACAGCGCGCCUCCAACCCGGAAGCCAGCCGCACCAAUGUGUCGGAGGAAACACCGUGCACCUGGCCCCCUUGGUUAGCACGCACUGCGCCCAGCCCGCCACAGGAGUCGCUGGAGCGCGAUGAGACAAGGAAAUCCCUACCGGCCAAACCCUCCCUUACCCGGACGACGCUAGCCCAAUUGUGCGUCGCCCCACGGACCUCCCGGUCGCGGCCGGCUGCGACAGAGCCUGGGGGCGAACCCAGAGACUCUGGUGCGCAGUUAGCACUGCGAUGCAGUGCUCUAGACCACUGCGCCACCCGGGAGGCAGGGUGAUCUAUUUAACCCAUUGGCCCGAGCGAGAAAGAGUCAGCAUAUCCAGAGGUAGAGAGACACUUAAAAGGGCUUAUCAUCCUCUAAUGGACUUGUAGGCGAUUGAUCAGCAUUCAAGGGUAGCAAUCCAAUGCACUAUCGGCAAGUCAGGAGAUCCAUUUACGUUCUCUUUGUUCUCUUACAGAGCUUCAAGCUCUCCAAGAUAUUACAAUAUGCUAAUGUUGAAAAACAUUAUUUUAUGACAUUGAAGAGUCAGUAUAAACCUAUAUUUCUAUCUUGAAUGUACAGGGAUAGUGCUGACAUUCAUAAACAGUUUUAUCACCAGAUUUAUAUGCCCAGUGCGUUAUUGUCAUAACAGCCAUAUAAAACCAUUACAGAGCCAUAAAAUCUUAAUAAUCUAUUCAAAUGUCCCCCACACUUCACAUACAACAUCACUGCCAGUUCUAGUACUUCAGAUUAGAGGUCGAUGGUCAUCUAAAUAAGGUUGUGACAUCCUGUCUGUGUGAACAAUGGCAGGUCAUAGUAGUAGUAUUGUGUGGAGAGGGCAAGAGAAUACUGAGCCUUUGAUGUAGCUCUGCACGCUCUCUUCUCCCUCGUGGGCCUAUCACCUGGUUGCCAUGAUAACCACCCUCCCACCACACAAACACACUUCUCUCUGUCUUUCUCACUGUGCGGGCGUGCCAGACCUUAUUCAACAUUCAACUUGACCAGAAGAGAAGCGUUGCAUGUGCAAAACGGCCUGCACAAAGCCCUGGCCAAGCAAAACCCUUUGUUGUCCUCCUGUUUAGUCUCUCGACAGCCAAAGCCCAGAAUCAGCAGUGCCAACAGUUGAAGGGAAAGUGUCCACCCAGCAAAAGCCCUAAGUCCCCCAUUGUGUCUCCUUUGUGUGGCAAGCCUCGCGAUACUUUCCGGCACGGCCCCAGACGUAUAUAUUGAGGUGUCCAACUUUUUUACUGUUACACUUUACUUGUGGGCCAGGUUGGACAGUAUCCAGUGGAAAAUGUCGCAGUAUUCUGGAAAGAUCACCUUCUACGAGGGAAAAUGCUUCACCGGCAGGCAGCUGGAGGUCAGGGGCGACUGCGAUAACUUCCAGGACCGUGGCUUCAUGAACCGCGUCAACUCCAUCCGUGUGGAGAGCGGCGCCUUCUGCUGCUUUGACCACCCCGACUUCAAGGGACAGCAGUACAUCCUGGAGCACGGCGAGUACCCCGAGUUCCAGCGUUGGAACAGCCACAACGACCACAUGGGCUCCUGCAAGCCCAUCAAGAUGCACGGUGAGCACUACAGAAUGGAACUGUUCGAGGCCUGUAACUUCUCUGGCCAGUGUGUGGAGGUCUGUGACGACUGCCCCUUCCUGCAGAGCCGUGGCUUCAGCAAGAGCUGCAUCAACUCCAUCAAGGUCUACGGAGACGGAGCUUGGGUGAUGUACGAGGAGCCUAACUUCCGCGGCCGCAUGUACAUCGUGGAGAGAGGAGACUACUGCAGUCACAACGAGUGGCAGGCCGAGAACCCCAACAUCCAGUCCAUCCGUAGAGUGGUCAACUACUUCUAAACCUCUUCCCCUGUUCUGCCCCAGACCCGCAUGGACUGUGACUUUCACCAUUCUAGAAAUGUACAAUAAAAAAAAUACAUAAUACCACAAAUGUAUUUUUAUCGAACA
Messenger RNA from Salvelinus fontinalis (brook trout), 5351 nucleotides. Its product is annotated as gamma-crystallin N-B. Gene Ontology annotation, molecular function: structural constituent of eye lens. Gene Ontology annotation, biological process: visual perception; lens development in camera-type eye. The transcript is spliced from 4 exons. NCBI's taxonomy places the organism in Eukaryota, Metazoa, Chordata, Actinopteri, Salmoniformes, Salmonidae. Bases 4692 to 5243 code for a protein of 183 amino acids. The record is from RefSeq and is a predicted model, not a curated record.